Messenger RNA from Oncorhynchus keta (chum salmon), 1034 nucleotides. RefSeq names its product iron-sulfur cluster assembly 1 homolog, mitochondrial-like. Bases 78 to 470 code for a protein of 130 amino acids. Lineage: Eukaryota; Metazoa; Chordata; Actinopteri; Salmoniformes; Salmonidae. The transcript is spliced from 4 exons. Gene Ontology annotation, biological process: iron-sulfur cluster assembly. Gene Ontology annotation, molecular function: 2 iron, 2 sulfur cluster binding. Gene Ontology annotation, cellular component: cytoplasm; mitochondrion. The record is from RefSeq and is a predicted model, not a curated record.
UUUCGCACGCCUGCGCAGACAGGUGUUUUCAUGUUAGCUAACGGGGCUUCGUUUAAUGUUUCUGUUGACUGCUGAACAUGUCUGCCUCGAUGGUGGCGAGAGCGACGGUCAGAGCUGUCGGUAAAAGAAAGAUAUUAGCUACAAGAGCUGCUUUAACUCUGACUCCUCCUGCUGUGAAUAGGAUUCGGACCCUCCUGGAGAACAAGCCAGAAUAUAUUGGUCUGAAGGUGGGUGUGAGGACCAGGGGCUGUAACGGUAUGACCUACACUCUGGACUUCACCAAGCAGAAGGAUCAGGCUGAUGAGGAGGUGCUGCAGGAUGGUGUCCGUGUAUUUAUAGAGAAGAAGGCCCAGCUCACUCUGCUGGGGACAGAGAUGGACUAUGUGGAGUCCAAGCUGUCCAGUGAGUUUGUCUUCAACAACCCCAACAUCAAGGGCACCUGUGGCUGUGGAGAGAGCUUCAACAUCUGAGAGGGCUUCCUGCUGUGGAGAGAGCUUCAACAUCUGAGAGGGCUUCCUGCUUUGGAGAGAGCUUCAACAUCUGAGAGGGCUUCCUGCUGUGGAGAGGGCUUCAACAUCUGAGAGGGCUUCCUGCUGUGGAGUUUGGCUUCAACAUCUGAGAGGGCUUCCUGCUGUGGAGAGGGCUUCAACAUCUGACAGGGCUUCCUGCUGUGGAGAGAGCUUCAACAUCUGAGAGGGCUUCCUGCUGUGGAGAGAGCUUCAACAUCUGAGAGGGCUUCCUGCUGUGGAGAGGGCUUCAACAUCUGAGAGGGCUUCCUGCUGUGGAGAGGGCUUCAACAUCUGAGAGGGCUUCCUGCUGUGGAGAGAGCUUCAACAUCUGAGAGGGCUUCCUGCUGUGGAGAGAGCUUCAACAUCUGAGAGGGCUUCCUGCUGUGGAGAGGGCUUCAACAUCUGAGAGGGCUUCCUGCUGUGGAGAGGGCUUCAACAUCUGAGAGGGCUUCCUGCUGUGGAGAGGGCUUCAACAUCUGAGAGGGCUUCCUGCUGUGGUGGCCUCCCAACACACACACACACACA